This is a messenger RNA of Durio zibethinus, 1314 nucleotides long. Its product is annotated as bark storage protein A-like. Gene Ontology annotation, molecular function: catalytic activity. The record is from RefSeq and is a predicted model, not a curated record. NCBI's taxonomy places the organism in Eukaryota, Viridiplantae, Streptophyta, Magnoliopsida, Malvales, Malvaceae. Gene Ontology annotation, biological process: nucleoside metabolic process.
AGGGUGAAGAUCCUAACAGCUCACAGGGUGAAGAUCCUAACAUGACUCCAUCCACCUAACAAUGACCGGAAUAUAUAACAUAUUAGUCACAUGAUUCACAACGCAUUCAACAGACCAAUCAGGGGCUCUAAAAGCUUUCCCUUCCUGGUCACUUCUUCACUUCACUUCACUGAACAACUUUCUUUCAGCUCUCCCACUUUCCAGGAAAAUUUAGCUAAUCCGUCAGGACCAUCCGAUCAGCAUCAUAUAAGGUGGAAGAUGGGUUUGAUGGGUUGUCGUGGAACACCAAUAUGGGACGUUGACUUGGAAGUGUUGGUGGUAGUGAUGCUAAUUGGGGUGGUGUUUUUGAAUUUGGUAGAAGAGAGCAAGCAGCUGAGCACAAGUCACCCAAUGCGUGGAGUUGUUGAUAAAGUGAAUGAAGAUGGAGGGCCGUAUAUUGGACUUGUCAUGGCUUAUCCUACUGAAGAACUGGCUCUUCAACUUUCUGGUUUCUUUCUUCCAAAUCCUGACAUCCCUUGGAUUCAAUUGGCAGGAAGAAGAUUCAAUAUUGGGAAGAUUAAUGGUGUGAAAGUGAUUUAUGUGAUGACUGGGGAGCAAACUACAAAUGCAGCCUUGACUGUGCAAGCCCUUCUUGAUGCCUUUAACAUUCAAGGGAUUGUUCAUUAUGGCACAGCCGGGAGUACUAAUGACUCGUUGUCCUUGGGUGAUGUUAGUGUGAUGAACUAUGUUGCAUUCACCAGUUCUUGGAAGUGGAAGGAAUUCAAGUCAGAGAAAGGGCAGUUGCCAACACUGACAUUUGGAGCAUUCAAUUUUCCUGAGAAGGGAGAGAAUUUGUUGGCAAAGAUAGAGUUCAGACCAGUGCAACUCUACUCCACUGGAAAACAAAUGGAAGAACUAUUUUGGCUUCCAAUAGAUUCAAAUUGGUUCAACAUUGCUGCUCAGCUUCAGAAUUUAACAUUGCAACAAUGUGUAAAUGACACCUGUUGCUUACCUGAAAAACCCAAAGUUGUCCAUGGACUGAAGGGCUCCACUGCAGAUAUUUUUCUUGACAAUGCAGCGUACAGAGAAUAUCUAUUCAAACAAUUUAAUGUCUCAACCGUUGAUGAAGAGAGCGCCGCCGUUGUAUUUACAUGUUUGACAAAUGCAGUACCCUGCAUUGUGUUCCGAGGAGUUUCGGAUUUGGCUAGUGGGAAUGGAAGCCCUUUGUCAGCCAGCCUUAGUUCAUUAGCUUCUGUGAAUGCAUUGACUGUAGCUGUUCAAUUUAUUCAUUUAGUUAAUGGAGAAAGUUCAGUUGUUGAUCAAUGAAGCUUUUUU